CGUUCUCAGCCACAGCUUUUGGCCAGAGCGAUCUUACUCCCUACCUAGUCGUCUUCGUGUCUACUGCUGCCCAUUGCCCGAACUGGUCUAAUUUAUUGCACUGUUGUAUUGUAAACCGCCUCUGUAAAGUCACUUCUAAUCAUGAAGUUCACCAAGCCGGCAUGGGUCACACACAAGGAUUCUGCCAUGAAGGGCGAGCAAGAGAAGAGGGUCACCAUCUUCUCCGUACACGUCCAUCCAGACGGCUCGCGGAUAGCUACGGGCGGCCUCGACGCGAAGGUCCGCAUAUGGAGCACCAAGCCGAUCCUCAACGAAGCGUCCGAGGCGUCAGGGAGACCUCCGAAGAGUCUGUCUACGCUGACGAUGCAUACGGGACCGGUCCUCGUCGUACGAUGGGCGCAUUCAGGGCGGUGGCUCGCGAGUGGCAGCGACGACGAGAUUGUAAUGAUUUGGGACCUCGAUCCCUCUGCAAAAGGAAAGGUGUGGGGCUCCGACGAAGUCAACUUCGAGGGUUGGAAGCCGCUCAAACGGCUCCCGGGUCACGAGAGUGAUGUCACAGACAUGGCUUGGUCACCCGGAGACCGCCACCUUGCCACAGUCGGAUUGGACUCGUGCGUUCUGAUCUGGUGUGGGUAUACUCUCGAACGCCUGCGCAGGAUAGACCAGCACCAAGGCUUCGUCAAGGGCGUCUGCUGGGAUCCAGUGGGGGAGUUCCUCGCGACGGGGUCUGACGAUCGGUCGGUGCGGAUAUGGAGAACAACUGACUGGCAGCUCGAAGCUGAGGUCCGAAAGCCGUUUGAUCAUUCUCCAGGGACGUUCUUCAGGCGAUUGAGUUGGUCGCCCGAUGGUGCCCAUAUCACCGCCUCGAACGCGACGAAUAACGAUGGAUAUGUUUUCAUCGCUGCUGUGAUCGCCCGCAACACUUGGACGUCUGAGAUUAGUCUCGUGGGACACGAGAACACCGUUGAGGUUGCUGCGUAUAACCCACAUAUAUUCCUCCGAGAUCCGUCGCUGCCUGUAGUCGCGUCAAAUAUCUGCUCCGUAGUUGCCCUAGGGGCUGACGACCGCGCGGUGUCAGUGUGGCAGACGAAGUCGGCACGGCCGCUGAUCGUCGCCAAAGAGGUCUUCGAAAGGCAGAUCAUGGAUUUGAGCUGGUCGCAGGAUGGGCUUACGCUAUACGCCGUGUCUUCGGACGGCACUAUGGCUGUCUUCAGCUUCGACGCGGAGGAACUAGAAGGAAUUGCCCCCCAGUCCGCGCAGGAACAAUACCUGAAGAAGUUCGGCUUCGUCGCGGCGCCGCUGCCCACUGGCUACUCGCACGAGGUGGCCCUCGAGGCGCGGCAGACCCCAGGCAACGCCCGCAUGACGCCGCCGCCAUCACCUGGGCGCGCAGAGGCCAAGCCGACGCAGACACAGACGGGCUUCGGCGGGGCAUCCGCGAACGGCGGCGAGCAGAUCAACCAGCUCGUCGCGAAGCGGAAGGCGAAGAAGCGGAUCCAGCCGAACUUCGUUGGUGCGUUGCCGGGCUCUGUGCCCUCUGCGGCCAACGUUCCCUCUGCAGGCGUUGGCCGCCCUCCCUCCGCCGCUGGACCAUCGUCCUCGUCUGCACCCCGCCCACCCGCGUCGCACCAGCCAUGGCUCGGAGGCGCGAACCCGUUCGGCGCGGAGAUCACGGACCUUACGGGUGACGACGUCGACCGCGACGUGGACAUGUUCCCGGGUGACCUGAGCACGGACGUGCAGAUCGCCGCGCUGGACACGGGCAGGGCGAAGCGGAAGACGCUGGACGGCGUCGAUGAUCGCGUCGCGACCAAGACGCGGACGCUGGGCGGGGACCGCGUGAGGGAGAACGUGUCCGUGCGGGAGAUCUCUGGGUCGGCUGGCGCAGGAGGAGCGCUGGGAUUAUGGAGCGAGCAGAGUAGCGUUAUGGGUAGGCUCCAGGCACCGCCGGUCUUGACGUACGUCAAGGCGACAGUCGAAGGUAGUGAAGACGUGCUUGAGGGAAGGAACGCGGAGGAUGGUGGCCCUACCGAGGUGACGUUUGUGAGCGGGAAGCAAACGCAGUGGCUCGACUAUCUCCCGUCGCCUGUCAUCGCUCUUACCGCGACUGCCAACUUCUGCGCUGCCGCAAUGCAAGAUGGUUCGGUCAAUGUUUACUCCUCAACGGGUCGCCGGUUGAUGCCAACAUUGUCACUGGGAUCACCGUGUGCAUACUUGAGCGGUGCGAAGCACUCCCUUAUGCUUAUCACUGCGUCAGGGAUGCUCUACGUAUGGAACACGAAGAAGCAAGCCGCCGCCUUCCCAGCAACGUCAGUGCUACCCAUCCUCGGAUCGUCGCCCAACACGACCAUCGUCCACGCAGUGGUCCGUCCAAACGGUGCACCGGUCAUGCAGUUGUCGACCGGCGUCGCAUAUACCUGGGACGCUGCACUCUCGGCAUGGACAAAGCUCAGCGAAUCGUGGUGGGCAGAAGGCUCGGAAGCCUGGCAAGGCCGCCAGCGUUCCGGCCAAUCUGCAGCGCGUGGUGUCGUGGCUAUGCUCGAGAGUAGCAUCAGCGAGCGCGUGGGAGACAGCGCGGGGGCGGAUAAGCAACGACCGUCAUGGUGGCAUACCGCCCUUACCUUGGGUCAUCUGGAAACGAAGCUGCAUGCUGCGAAGGCGCUGGAGAGUCCGCAAGAGUACAAGCAAACGCUGCUCGUGUAUGCGAAACGGAUCGCCGACGAAGGGUUCCGGGGAAAAGCAGAGGAAUUGGUAAAGGAGCUUUUCGGGCCCGUAUACUGGCGUCCGGGCCGCGACGAUGCGUGGUCGCCUACAACCCUCGGCAUGUCCAAGCGCGAUCUUCUCAGAGAUGUACUCGCGAUCUUCGCUCGCAGCAAGACGCUCACGAAACUGGCCAUGGACUGGCAAGAUAUGCUCAAAAAGGCGACCAAUGAGGAAACAUGAUACAGACUGGACUGACCGAUACCGGUGAUGGAACAUGCAGUGCUCUAUCUCGUCAUGCAGGUUCUAGCUUUCUGUUGGGUGUAUAUCUUUAUGCUGUUUUUCUUGAAUGGCCGUGCAACGCUAUCAGUACAAAAAUGCCCGCACCGGUUUCGCACGCAUAUUGACCGCCUCAGCUCAGGCGUUUGGGCUACCUGAGGCCGGCUUGGACGUUACCAUCAUACAAUGUCUAUGAUACUCGAACAGGUUGGUACUUAGCGUCUUCGGUGCAGGCUAUUGCCGCACGGUGGCGGAUGCUCGACACACUAUGAUUUAGCACGUGGUUGUCGGUAUGUGACGU
Messenger RNA from Rhodofomes roseus, 3280 nucleotides. RefSeq names its product WD40 repeat-like protein. Gene Ontology annotation, molecular function: protein binding; nucleosome binding. The transcript is spliced from 13 exons. The record is from RefSeq and is a predicted model, not a curated record. Lineage: Eukaryota; Fungi; Basidiomycota; Agaricomycetes; Polyporales; Fomitopsidaceae. Gene Ontology annotation, biological process: DNA-templated transcription; regulation of DNA-templated transcription; chromatin remodeling. The coding region runs from base 142 to 2943 and encodes 933 amino acids. Gene Ontology annotation, cellular component: HIR complex; nucleus.